CUGCCGCUUUCGAUUCCACUGCGUGUCCCAAGUAGGCUUUCUUUACAUCUGAAUACCUUGACCUAGUCCAUUUGCCGUGUCUUGUAUGCGUAGGUAGCAAGCAGCGCAUGCUCCAGAUCUAACCGCAGCUUUCUUUCUUUCUUUUUUUUUUUUUCCCUUUCUUGUCGCAAAUCGCAAUGGCUCAGUCCAAGCCUGCCAUUUCGCCAUGGGGCGGUGCUGUCGCCGGCGCAACCGGAGCCGUCAUAGCAAAUGCCUUGGUGUAUCCUCUGGAUAUCGUCAAAACUCGGCUACAGGUACAAGUGAAGCCUUCCGGCGACAAAAGCGACAGCUCUUCCGAUGAAGUACACUACACGUCGACCUGGAACGCCAUCUCGCGGAUCGUGGCGGAAGAGGGCCUCCAGGGCCUAUACGCCGGUAUGAACGGCUCGCUGGUCGGCGUGGCCUCCACCAACUUUGCAUACUUCUAUUGGUACACCGUUGCCAGGGCGCUAUACACAAAAUCCGCGGGCCCUUCUGCGAGCGCGCCUUCGACAGCGAUAGAGCUCUCUCUGGGCGCAGCGGCCGGUGCCCUGGCGCAGCUCUUUACGAUCCCCGUUGCCGUUGUGACGACGCGCCAGCAAACCGCGGCAAAGGCCGAUAGAAAGGGCCUCUUCGCCACAGCUCAGGAAGUCAUCGAGGGUCCGGAUGGUGUCAGUGGACUUUGGAGGGGCCUCAAGGCUAGCCUUGUCCUGGUCGUCAACCCGGCCAUCACAUAUGGAGCUUACGAGCGGCUGAAGGACGUCUUUUUCCACGGCAAGACCAAGCUACAGCCGUGGGAGGCAUUCGCUCUGGGAGCCAUGUCUAAAGCUCUGGCAACGAUCGUCACUCAGCCCCUCAUUGUUGCCAAGGUGGGCUUACAGUCAAAGCCACCUCCUGCGAGAAAAGGAAAGCCAUUCGGCAGCUUCAUCGAGGUGAUGCGCUUCAUAAUCGAGCAUGAAGGCGUUCUCGGACUCUUCAAGGGCAUGGGCCCCCAGAUCUUGAAAGGUCUUCUCGUCCAGGGCAUUUUGAUGAUGACAAAGGAAAAGGUUGAAUUGCUUUAUGUUCUGUUUAUGCGAUACCUCGCCAAGUCACUCAGCCUCUCAAGAGCACGGGGAGCCAUCGCGGCUUCAUCAGCUGCGGGUUUGGCAAAGAAUGCCACACUGGUAGCGCCCUUAGUAAAAAGCUGAUGCCGUAUGUUUUGCUUUUUGCUCCUAGUUGAUUAAUGUUUUGUAUGAUAGACGCUAUCUCUAUAGCUAUAUAGUACUAUACGGACCUGCACACGCUUGGAAGCCUUGUAAUCUUAGGCAUAUGAAUUGACGCUUAUCCCUUGUUAUGGUAAUGAGCAUCUCUGUGUGCUAUCCUCCCCUUUGACAUCAAACAUAAUCAUAAAGCUAUAUUUUUAACCUUGGAGCUUGUCCCAAACAUCUAUAACAUUCAUCUAGCCCGCCAGUUCUUCGGUGCCAAGGAAAUUUCAUAUAUUCUCAAAAGGCCUCCCAAUUACCAAUUUGAAUGGGAGAAUCGCUAAAUAUAUCGCCGCAAAGCUCUUGGGCUGCCCGAUGUUCCCACAAGCUCUCAACAACCAGGUACAUGCGGCCAUGGCUCGUAUUAGACGACUCAAUAUCGAAUUCAGGCGUUCGAAUAACUGUUCCAGAGUCUUCCGCACCGCCCUUUGAUUCAACCAGAAUAUGCGUUUGUGAGUCUGCGCCACCAACGAUCGAGAUCCGGACCAUCAAAGCUGGUAGGGAUCGGGUAUCAUAAUGCAAAGAUUCCGACAAAGGAAUCGGGCUUUGGAAAGAGGCAAUAGCUCGAGUUACCCAAGUCGCAUCAAGGGAUGCCAUCCAACGCUGCCCCUCUCCUCUCAAAGUGAAUGAUGGCAAAGGCGUCCGUAGUUUUCCUGCAGUAUCAGCCGGUAUGGGCUCUAUAGUAACCGGCGUCAUGGAGCCAAUUCGCAAUGUAAAAUCAGCAGUCUGCUGUGCCUCAAAAGUCGAGCAAACCAGAGUAUAGUCGCCCGCUUCAAGCAUCUCAAGCUCAGAAGAGGCGCAACCGCGACGGUAUUCCCCCGACGAAACGACCAAGUCUUUCCUCCUAACUGUAUUUGCACGUUUCCCUCGCGCCCAAAUCAGGUCAAUAUGUACGUGAACGUCUUUAUUGCUCGUGGCUAGUAGAGCGGAUAUAGGGGUGGCGCGAGAGACCGACAGUUUAUACUGGGGAUUUAGAAAAUAAGUAGUACAGCCCGAGUUUCCUCCAGCGUUUCGUCUAUUCCAGGCGCCCUGUUGUUCUGUAAAGUAUCUCAUCUUCUCUUGGGCUUCUUCAACACCAACGGGUCCGUUGGAAAAGACAGACAACGUAAAGGUGUAGCUGGCCAAAGCCAAGUCCUGUUGAUCGAUAACAACAGUGUAUGCUUUACCAGCCCUGCUUUCAAUCCGCGCGAGUGUCUGCGGAGAAUCAACCAAUGGCCCGGAGUAGGUUGGUCCAUCGCUGAGCUGGACUUUGUGGCCUUGUCUGUCAAAGACUAGAAUGCUCAUAAACCCAAGUUGGCUAGCCACAGCUGCUAGAGAGCCAGAUUUAUUGCGAGCAAUCUCAAGUUCGGCAUCUGCAAAAUGGCGGCUCAGUAGGAUCCAUACCACUCCACCGGCCUGCGAAGUGAUUGAGAAUUGCGGAUUCCGCACCAAAGAUGCCGCAAAAUCUUUAGUGGGAAUGUCCCAAGCAAAAUGGCGGUCUUGACGAUGGGUAAAUAGGGCCGGGUUCCAAUUGAGAUACAUGGACUCGAAAUGCUGAGCGAUAUCUUCAAUAGACAGCCAAAAGGUACCCGCCGACGGUGAACUGGCAUUGCCACUAUCCAUUUCGGAUGAAGAGGGUGUAUCAAACCUGGGCCUCCAAGGGUUUUUAACUAGGAAUUUGCGACUCGACGAAUCAACAUCUUGCACAGCAUAAUCGUGCUCCCCUAUGAGACCCAUGAUGUCUCCUUCUUCGGCAGAGAUGUGGCCAGUGCCAAGAGUAAUGAUGACAUUCUCCAUUUCAUAAGCUGUUUUGAUUCUGUCCCACGUCUCGUCUAUGUCAAAGGCUUCCCUCUGGAGGAAUAACUGUUCUGGUAUCCAACCGGUGAGAACCCAGAGAUCAGUUCCCGAAUUGCU
Messenger RNA from Trichoderma atroviride IMI 206040, 3152 nucleotides. RefSeq lists its product as uncharacterized. NCBI's taxonomy places the organism in Eukaryota, Fungi, Ascomycota, Sordariomycetes, Hypocreales, Hypocreaceae. Gene Ontology annotation, molecular function: ADP transmembrane transporter activity. Gene Ontology annotation, cellular component: membrane. The record is from RefSeq and is a predicted model, not a curated record. Gene Ontology annotation, biological process: transmembrane transport.